AUGGACUGGGACCAAGACGCUCUGAGAGCCCAAUUCUGCCAUGCGCUCUCGGAAAUGUACAAGAGCGAGGUGCCCCUGUACGGGGACCUCGUCGACCUCGUCUGGAAGGCCGACGCCGCGGCCGUGCGAGCAAGCCAGCAGCUCGGCGGCUCCCAUGUCAUCGACCCGGACGAGGUUCUCCCUCCUCGCAACCGCGUCGAGCGACACGGCGCCAUCCGCCUGGGCACGGCACACGAGCUGGCCACCAUCCGGCGCAUGUUCGCCGUGAUGGGCAUGUUCCCCGUCGGAUACUACGACCUGACGAUGGCCGGGUUCCCGAUGCAUGCCACGGCCUUCCGACCCCAAGACCGCGACGCGCUCGCAAAGCAUCCGUUCCGCGUGUUCACGACGGUCCUGCGCAUGGAGCUCCUCACAGAGAGAACGCGCGCGCUGGCGCAGAAGGCCCUGGGCCAGCGCAACAUCUUCACUCCCCGGCUGAUGGCGCUCAUCGACCGCGCCGAGACACAGGGCCACCUCAACCCCGAGCAGGCGCAGGAGUUCAUCAGGGAGGGUUUGGAGACGUUCCGCUGGCAUUCCAAGGCCACCGUCACCUGGGACGAAUACCAGCUGCUCAAGGAAGAGCACCCCCUGAUAGCCGAUAUCGUGUCCUUCCCCAGCUGCCACAUCAACCACCUGACGCCUCGCACGAUCGACAUCGACCUCGUCCAGAAGAUGAUGCAGGACCAUGACAUGCCGGCCAAGGAGCGUAUUGAGGGGCCCCCGAAACGCGUCUGUCCCAUCCUGCUGCGGCAGACGAGUUUCAAGGCCCUCGAGGAGACGGUCUACUUCCGCGAUGCGCGAGGUGCGUUCGUGAAGGGCUCGCACACGGCGAGGUUUGGCGAGGUCGAGCAGCGUGGGUAUGCGCUGACGCGCGCCGGCCGCCGGCUUUACGACCAGAUCCUGGACCAGGUCAACCGCGAGUCGGCCGAGAAGCGCGCGCACUCGGUGCGGUAUGAGGACCUGCUGGAGAAACACUUCGAGCAGUUCCCAGAUGACCUGGCUGAGCUGCAGUCGCGUGGGCUGGCGUUCUUCUGCUUCCGGCUGACACCCGCGGCGGAGAAGAGCUUGGACGCUGCGACGACAGUAGACAAGUCCGUGGGCUUGUCGCAGCUUCUAGAGAGUGGCAUCCUCGAGUAUGAGCCCAUCACGUAUGAGGACUUCCUGCCGCUGUCUGCGGGUGGCAUCUUCAACUCCAAUCUCGGCAAUACGUCCACGUCAAAACAGUUGAUCAUGGAAGCCGACGCGGAUCUCGAUGGGUUCCAGCGGAUGCUGGGAGCGUCGGUGACGGACGAAUUCCAUCUGUACGAGAAGAUGCAGAGCGAUAGUCUGGAGAGAUGCCGGAAACAGCUAGGGCUGGAUGUGAUCUGGUCAGGGUGUAGUGACCCUCUGUCCUGCAACCUUCUUAAGGCCGCUCCGUCAUGUCUCCCUUGGGUUCGUACGGCUAAAUGGCAGGCCGUGAGGAUGGAUUCCGGUCAGAAUGAUGAUCAAAACAUCGCCUAUCGCAUAUGGGUUGGGACGAUCGUGACAAUCGUGCCGGCGACCUUCGCGGUCGUCCUGCGUUUCCUCGGCCGGCACGUCUCUCGUGCGGGCUUCUGGUGGGAUGAUUAUACGAUAGCAAUUGCAUUGGUGUUCAAUUGGGCUAUGGCUAUCUUGCGAUGGGUACAGGUCAUCUACUGGGGGUUUGGUCGACAUGCAGCCUUCCUUUCGGAAGAAGACGUUCGGAGCUACCAGAAAAGCUUCCUCGGAGUGCAGAUCCUAUACUUCACCAACGCUGUGUUCACCAAGUCCUCGCUCCUGCUGCUCUACCAGCGGAUCUUCGGGGUAGUCUCGUGGUUUCGCUGGGUCCUCCGGUUUACAGGGUUUCUCGUCACGGCAUACUGGAUUGCAUGCUCGAUUGUGGCGAUCUGGGGAUGCUCGCCGGUAUCCUACUUCUGGAACAUGAAGCAACCGGGAUCGUGCAUCAACGAGACGAACUUCUUCCGAUGGAAUGGCAUAGCGAAUAUCAUUCUCGAUUUCCUGGUCUUGUGCGUGCCAUUUCCCAUGCUAUGGUAUCUCAAGGCCAGCCUGCGACAGAAGCUGGUGCUGUCGGGAAUCUUUCUGCUCGGUGGAUUUGUCUGUGUCACCUCAAUCGUCCGGGUCAUCGCUUUCGACCUCCAGAACAGCGUUGAUCCGACGUAUACCACCGUCGACACCGCCGCCUGGUCCUCUAUCGAACAGUCCGUCGGCAUCCUAUGCGCCUGUCUGCCGACUAUGCGCCCCUUCUUCCGACGAUUCUUUCAGAUGCUGGAUGGCAACGAAAGACUGCUCAGCAAGGGAUAUCGACUUACGGAAGGUAAUCCCAACCUCACUGUCGCUGUUGUCGAGGCCGGCGGUUUCUACGAAGUUGAUAAUGGAAACCUGUCCGUGGUGCCCGGGUAUACCACCUACUUUACCGGCUCGGAUCCGAACGACUAUCAGCCUCUGGUAGACUGGGGCAUCUCCACGCAGCCACAGAGAGGACUAGCAGACCGUGUUGUCCACUACGCUCGAGGAAAGACUCUAGGGGGCAGUUCGGCCAGGAACUACAUGGUGUAUCACCGGCCGACGAUUCAGAGUAUGCAGAGAUGGGCUGAUGAGGUCGGCGAUGAGAGCUAUACAUUCGACAACAUGCUGCCGUACUUUAAGAAAUCAGUCCACUAUACCCCGCCAAACCAGACGCUAUACGCCAAUACCUCCAACACUCAAACGCCAGAUGCGUUCUCCCCGGACGGGGGUCCAUUGGAAGUAUCGUUCAGCAACAUCGUGCUUGCCUUUGGGACAUGGGCUCGGAAGGCCUACAUUGCUCUCGGCAUGAAGCAGAUUGACGGUCUCAACAGUGGCGAGCUUUUGGGUUCUGCGUUUGGAACGUCCACUAUCAAUCCCACCAACGCACAUCGGUCGUCGUCUGAAUCCAGCUUUCUGCGACAGGCCCUGAAUACUGGCCACGGCCCGGUCAUCUAUAGAAACUCACACGCCCAGAAGAUCCUGUUUGAUUCCGACAAAGCCGCGACUGGGGUCGAGGUCUCAACUGCAGGGACCUUCGGCACGCCUCCGCUCAGCUUCACCCUCAAUGUUCGGAAGGAGGUGAUCUUAUCCGCAGGCGCAUUUCAGUCGCCCCAACUGCUGAUGGUGUCUGGUAUCGGAUCGUGCGAUGAGCUCCGGAACUUCAAGAUCCCAUGCCUCCAGAACUUACCUGGCGUUGGUAAGAACAUGGAAGAUCAUGUGCUAUUCGGGGCUUCGCACCGAGUGAACUUCCCAACCGCAUCGGCAACUGCUAAUAAUGCGACGCUGGCCGCUCUCAUGGUCGAAGCAUACAUCAACAACGCUGCUGGCUCGCUGACUGUUUUCGGACCGGGAUAUUUUGGCUGGGAGAAGAUGCCCGAACCAUACCGGUCGAGGCUGUCGCAACAGUCCAUCAAGGCUCUCUCGAGCUUCCCGGAUGACUGGCCUGAGAUUGAAUGGCUGACCAUUGGCGCGUUCAACGGUUAUGGCAUGAACAAACAGACGGCGGAUCCCAGAGACGGUCAUAAUUAUGGCACCAUCAGUUCGGCACUCGUCGCCCCGUUGUCUCGCGGCAGCGUCUCCCUCGCUGGACCCGACAUGAACACCCUUCCUUUAGUGGACCCUCAAUGGCUGGUCAAUCCUACCGAUAGGGAGCUAGCCAUCGAGGCCUUCAAACGAGGACGCCAGAUCUGGGACAAACUGGCCGAGUUGGGGGCUGCAGACCCUGAGGAAUACUUCCCUGGACCCAACGUGACAACGGAUGAGCAGAUCCACGAGUUCAUUCAGAAAAGCAUGACCACCGUGUAUCAUGCGUCCUGCACCUGCAAGAUGGGUCGCAGACAAGACCCGCUGGCGGUGAUAGAUAGCAGUGCUCGCGUCUAUGGCGUGCAGCGAUUGCGAGUCGUCGACAGCAGCAGCUUUCCAUUCUUGCCUCCAGGUCAUCCGCAGUCAGUUGUGUAUGCGCUUGCAGAGAAGAUAGCAGAUGAGAUUCUGCAGGGUUCGUCCGGGUUGUGA
Aspergillus terreus NIH2624 is the source of this 4074-nucleotide messenger RNA. RefSeq lists its product as uncharacterized. The coding region runs from base 1 to 4074 and encodes 1357 amino acids. Gene Ontology annotation, molecular function: flavin adenine dinucleotide binding; oxidoreductase activity, acting on CH-OH group of donors. Lineage: Eukaryota; Fungi; Ascomycota; Eurotiomycetes; Eurotiales; Aspergillaceae. The record is from RefSeq and is a predicted model, not a curated record. The transcript is spliced from 7 exons.